CUCCGGCGUAGGGUCAGCCUUAUGGCUAUUGUUAUCGAGGCGAUGUUGUGGGGGCCAGGGGAUGUCAGCCCCCGUUGCCGCCAAGCGGGGCGCAAAUAUAAACCACUGACUGUCUCUCUUUCCUUUACUCUUCUAUCCCCAUCUCUCUUUAUUCGACGAUGGAUCCCAAAAUCCAAAAAUGGGUCCAGGAGGACAUCAUGACCCCCGAUGGCGUUCUGAAAUUCUUUGCCGAAAGAUUCGCUGAAAAUGACUUUACCGAUGCCGAAAAGCAUCAGCUCCGUCGGACUUUCGACUUGCUUUCCCAAGACGGCAUGCUCCAUGACUUGCGUUUCGAGGCCCACUUGCAAAAGAAAGUUCUUCUUCCUUCCUCCUUGGAAGAUGCAGGACCCAUUCUCUAUCGCAGUCUUCUCUACCUGUCGCAAUUCCCUUUUGACCAGAAACCCGUCUCAUCCUUGACCUUUGAUGGCCUUGUUCGGGCACUGAGCUGGGCUGACAUGGAAAAGUCCUUCAAGGCUACCGGUGGGGGCUCAUUUACUCGAGCCAAAUCACCUGCAGAUUGCCGGAGAAUCAUUUUCCAGAGUCUGGCCACGACACGCGACGGCAAGAAGCUGCCUUUUGACGUUGAAACGGCCAGGAAAGAGUCGGAACGAAGGGCGUUUGAAUUCUAUCCCCACCAGGAGGAAUGGCUUGCCGGUGAAGUCAAGACCAACAAUGACGAGGAUGGCGAUGAGAUGUUCCACGAUUAUCUGGAUAUUCUUUUCGAAGUGCAAGACACUGAGCUGGGAUAUGCACCGCUGGGCCGAGACGAGUUCCGUCCUUUGGCCCAGCAAUUCCAUGGCAAGGACUCGUACUUGCAUCAUCUCACCAUUCCCCAAGAUCAGUUUCGACUGUUUGUCCAGCUGCUCGUGUUGGGCUGUUUUGGCCGCUCCGUUACUCCAAUCGAGGAGAUGCCAGAGUUGGAUCAUGUCGUUGAUCUUAUUCUUGCUCCGUUUCUUCAGAAUCCCAAUAUAGGCAUUACUUGGGAUGUGUUUGACCGGGCUUCUAAAGACAUGCCUGGUUUAUUCGACGGUCUCACCCGUCUCCUAUCACGCUUGUUUUACACUCCCCCAAACGAUAGAGGUCCACUUCCCAAGCCAGGAUCCAUCGGCACACUACCCAUUCUCUCGCAAAUCGCCUUCUGCGGCUGGGAUGCCGAGGAAGCACUCUGCUUCCCUCCUAAAUCCUACAAUGCCUCUUCACCCAUCACCGCAUCAGCCCUCAAAGACCAAAUCACCGCCUCGCCUACCCCGCUCGUCCUCCUUGUCUCUGGUAAACGAGUCACGACGGGAGAAAAUGUGAUCUUCGGAUACUGUCUUCCAUACUCAGUACCCGGUGAGCCCCAUCCCUCCUUUCUGUUCCAGCUGGGUCCGACAUAUGAUGUCUUUCGUGCGAGGGAUAUCGAUCGUCCGAGGUGUUUGAAGGAGGGGGAUAGCCUCAUCCUUGGAGAGAGUGGGAAUGGAGUGGCUGUGAAAUUCAACCGGGACUGCUCACACGUGACUGUUUCUCAUCGCGUGUCUGGACAGAAUAGCCCUGCGUACGCUGCGACAGAAUCGAGGGGAGACUGGGAGGCAGCGGUGGACGUGGAUGGAAUUGAGAUUUGGUCCGAGGUAUCAUGAUUGCUUACGUCCAUAUAAACUGAAUGAUGAAUAUGAAUAUGAUAAUGGCAUGGAUGCUCCUUUUGUAGCGU
Messenger RNA from Aspergillus wentii DTO 134E9, 1726 nucleotides. RefSeq lists its product as uncharacterized. The record is from RefSeq and is a predicted model, not a curated record. Bases 159 to 1655 code for a protein of 498 amino acids. The transcript has 2 exons. Lineage: Eukaryota; Fungi; Ascomycota; Eurotiomycetes; Eurotiales; Aspergillaceae.